GACUUAUUGGUUGAAUCUUGGUGCAGAGGGAGUACUAGGUGAGGUUUUGGUUUUGAUAUUCUUGGGCGAUUUUCUCGAGAAAAAUGGAGACGUCUCUGAGGUAUUCGAAGUCUUUGAGAAUCCAUGCGAAGGAGAAGCUCCCUUUCAACUCCAGAACCCAUUUGCAGCUUCAUGGAGAGCUAGAUGCUGGAACUGGAGCCCCUAGUUACUUCUGUGCCAUGAUUAGACACCUUUUCCCCGAGGCUUUAACAGGGUUAGGAGUAGGAUUGUAUUAUGAUAAGCGCCACAAGCUUCGGUCUCAUGUACGCGGGAAAAAAGAGUUUCCUAUGGGAGCUAAUAAGCUUGUGACCUUUAAUGUUAAAGGGCGGUGUGAUUUUGAUCAAGACUUCAAUCAGGUUCACUUCUUUCUUUCUUUCUUUCCUUUUUGGUCUCCAAGUUAUGUUUCUUGCUUGAGUAUUAUUAUGCCUUUAGAAUGGACUUAGCUUGUGGUAGUAGAAGAAUCCUAUAGGAGCUGCAGAAUUUUCCUGGAACAUAAUGAACUUUAAGGAAGAUCAGGAUGUACGAAUCAAAGUUGGCUACGAAAUGUUUAAUAAGGUUCCUUAUAUGCAGAUUAGAGAAAACAAUUGGACUCUUAACGCCAACAUGAAGGGAAAAUGGAAUUUGAGGUUUGACCUGUGACUGCAUUUUUAUUCUUCUGAGAAAUGUAUUAGUACUACAC
Brassica oleracea var. oleracea is the source of this 718-nucleotide messenger RNA. Its product is annotated as outer envelope pore protein 21B, chloroplastic-like. The record is from RefSeq and is a predicted model, not a curated record. Lineage: Eukaryota; Viridiplantae; Streptophyta; Magnoliopsida; Brassicales; Brassicaceae. Bases 84 to 482 code for a protein of 132 amino acids. Gene Ontology annotation, biological process: regulation of monoatomic anion transport. The transcript is spliced from 4 exons. Gene Ontology annotation, molecular function: voltage-gated monoatomic anion channel activity.